Echinococcus granulosus is the source of this 1299-nucleotide messenger RNA. RefSeq lists its product as hypothetical. The transcript has 3 exons. Bases 1 to 1299 code for a protein of 432 amino acids. The record is from RefSeq and is a predicted model, not a curated record. NCBI's taxonomy places the organism in Eukaryota, Metazoa, Platyhelminthes, Cestoda, Cyclophyllidea, Taeniidae.
AUGAGUGACAUGCGGGUCUCAACACAAAAACCUUCCUCCAAUAGAGACAACAGUAGCAGUAGCUACAAUGUGUGUUUACUUCGCCUCUGUUUGUGGUUUGCGGCACUUUCAAACCGCAAGCAGAGGCGCCGAUCAUCGCUUUGCAGCAUAAACACACUGCCAUUACAUUACCCACCAACUCAAACAACACAUCCUCCUGUCAAUGAUGUUUUCGAGGCGACAAAAGCCAAGUCAUCUGCGGCGAACAGAGCACUGAAAGUGGAGCGUGAAAAAUCCUUUUCUGUGCAAGAGAGACUUGUACGAUCCUAUGGAAGCUCCCGAAUUGCUCAGCCACUCAUUGAUCGAGCUCAUCGACUCCUCGAGUCAUCCAACAAGAGGAAUCCUCCCAAACGCAGCUUCAAGACCACUAGUGAUCACUUUAGAGAUCCUACAGGUCUAAUUCCCCCUUGCAAGCGCUCCUCUCAGUCUCUGCCUCAAAAAUCGCAACAUCUUCCACCACUGCCUGGGUUUCUGACCAAAGAAGACAUUCUACUGCGAAAUCAUAUGUUUCAAUCAUUCGCUGCACCGCCACCUCCACCACCCCCACCACCACCUCCACUGUCCUCCCUAGACCCCCAACUUAAUUUUCAUGCACAGCCCACAGCGCCUAGUUUUUCAAUGCCAAGUCUGCUAUCAAGAGCGACCCCACCCCCACCACUACCCAUGACCUCUAUGUCAAGUUUGAUUGGCGCACUGGCAGCGUCACUGGCUGUUCCACCACCACCACCACCACCUCCUCCACCACCGCCACCACCCUCAAUGAACAGCAUCCAGGAUUUGUCGUUAAACAGUCGAGAGGUGAAAUCUCCCACUCCACUACCACCACCACCAAAGUCAAAAACUAAUGGAAACAUUCUGAGUGUUGAACGAUUGCUGAGUGGAUCGAAUCCGAUGACGUCUCCACCAGACAAGAGGCAGGAAAGUCAAGCUUCUCCAUCUUCCACAUCUUCUGCCUCCUCUGCUGCAAUCUCUCCGAAACUGGUCAACUUCCACCCACCGAUGCAAACUUGCGUAUCAUCACCACCAGUGGCAAUGACAUCGACUUUUGACACGGCUUCAGUACUCUUCAAGAACCUUCUGGCUGCGGCAACUUCAACGUCACCACAGCAGACACUGCCACACCGAGGUUUCAUUCCACCGCCACCAUUGACGUGGAUGAAGUUACUGCAUCGAACAGAAGGGGCCCCCGCCACCAACGGUGCGGCCCUAAUGAUGAAUCGGCUAUUCGGUGGUGGAGGUGGCAGUGGUUCAGGAUGGUGA